Chrysoperla carnea is the source of this 744-nucleotide messenger RNA. RefSeq lists its product as uncharacterized. Bases 99 to 572 code for a protein of 157 amino acids. The record is from RefSeq and is a predicted model, not a curated record. NCBI's taxonomy places the organism in Eukaryota, Metazoa, Arthropoda, Insecta, Neuroptera, Chrysopidae. The transcript is spliced from 4 exons.
UGUUUCGUAAAACAAUUUUAUAUCUUUUUUUUGCUUUUUUAUCGAUUGAUUAUGGAGAAUCGAUUGAAGUUAUAAGUUAUAAUAUAAAGUUAAAAUCAAUGGAAAAAUAUGACGGAAUAAAAGAUCCAGUUUGGGAUCUACAAGAUUUGAAAAUGAAAAAAGUCAACAAGACACAUUAUGCUUUGGAUGGAAUUUACACUGUCCUUCGGGAUAAUAUUCCAAGGGAAGAUAUAAAGAUGUCGUUUUAUGCUGCUCGCAGAAAAGGUAAUGGAUAUGAACCAUUGCCAUUUGCUCAACUUCAUAAAAAAGAUUUUUGUGAUUGUUGGGAAAAUGAUCAAUUCGUAAUGCCAGCAAUAAAAAAUAGUAUUAACGAAACCAAUUAUAAAUGUCCACCGUUAAAGGGUACAUUUGCAUUGGUUAAAUACAUACCUGACACAAGUAAAAUUCCAGCGAAUAUACUCGACGGAUUGUAUAGAAUUAAUUACGAAUUUUAUAAUAAAGAGGAAAUGGUUGGUGGAUAUAAAAUACAUGUAGAACUUCAAAAAGACAAAAAUUUGGACGCGAAGAUUUAAUUUGCAUUCAUUAAUAUUCUUAUUUACGAUCGUAUUUUUACAAUAGAAAAAAUGGCUCUAGUAAAAGUUAUUUUGCUCGCAAGGGGUCUCUUUAUGGUGAAAUUCAAUUUCAAUCAACCAUUAAUUAUUGCUGAUCAGAUUUAACAAUUUUCCGAGCAAAACAAUUAAAUUU